Eutrema salsugineum is the source of this 561-nucleotide messenger RNA. Its product is annotated as glycine-rich protein 5. The transcript has a single exon. The coding region runs from base 20 to 346 and encodes 108 amino acids. The record is from RefSeq and is a predicted model, not a curated record. NCBI's taxonomy places the organism in Eukaryota, Viridiplantae, Streptophyta, Magnoliopsida, Brassicales, Brassicaceae.
UCUACCAACAAAGUAAAACAUGAAAGCCACUUUCACUAACUUGCUUGUGCUUCUCUUCAUUGCACUUGUUUGUGCAAAUGUCGGUGCUAGGAAACUUAUUUCCGGAGAUACUCAAUUCAAGGAUGAAAAAUCCUUCCUUGGCGGCGGUGGAACCGGUGGUGGUCUAGGGCUUGGCCUUGGCGGAGGAGCUGGUCUGGGUGGGCUUGGGAUUGGGGCUGGGAUUAAUGCUGGAGCUGGACUAGGGCUAGGUAAAGGCGGUGGGGUUGGCGGUGGACUUGGUGGCGGCAGCGGUGGAAUCCUCGGUGGAGGCGGUGGCGGAUUUGGUGGUGGUGGUGGUCUUCCUUGACGGAUAGUCAAGUGCUUGUGUGUGUGUGUGAGCUCAUUCGCAUCUUAAAGUCAUUUUCAUUGUCAUAAUAAAAUUAGAGAUUAAAUUAAUGGAAUCUGUAAUAAAAGAUUUCAGACGCCAAAAAAAGAAUUAAGAGAAUCACAUUUACAGAUUUUAUUUAAACUAUUAUGUUUUUAUUAAUUAUGUAUUCAAAAUAUUAUGUUUUGAUUAAUUAC